AUGCACGCAUUUACCGCCCGGCGGAACGCAGUAGCAGCGAAGUUGCAGCGCGUUAAAAAUCUGUUGGAUCAGGCGCCAAAUAACAGUGUUUAUCACCUGGAGACAUAUUUGCGACGUGUGGAUUCCUGCUACGACGAAUACAACGUAAUACAGAAUGAAGUGUAUGCGGAGUUUCCUGAUCAACGACUACAGCAAGAGCAGUCUUUCAUCGAUUUUGAAAUUAGUUACGAAGAUCUGCGAGUUGAACUUUGUCAAGCAAUCGAUGGCCUCCGAAGAAAUGACGAUCCAGCUAAGCUUGUAGUAGCAGAAGCUAAUCAACAGCCAACCGUUCUCAACCAUGUACCAGGAUUGCCAAACGUUCCCUUGCCAAUAUUCGAUGGAGCGUAUGAAAAGUGGUUCCGAUUCAAACAGCUGUUUGUGGAUCUCAUGCAAAAACAUCCUCAUCUUUCGGAUGCAUCAAGGCUACAUUACCUGCAGCAGUGCCUGAAAGGGAAGGCUGAGAGCGUACUGAGUGACCAGAUCAUCAACGAGAACAAUUUUCAGAUCGCUUGGGAUGUCCUCGAAGAACGUUUCGAAAACGAAAGAACUAUCGUCGAUGUGCAUGUUGGAGGACUGCUGAAUCUGCGAAAGAUGUCAAGAGAAACUUCUGUCGAAUUGCGGCAAUUGGUCGACGAUUGUAGCCGACAUGUAGAAGCGCUGAAUUUUCAUGCACUUCCUAUGCAAGGAAUGUCAGAACAACUGGUCAUUUCUCUGCUGACAUCUAAACUGGACAACGCCACUGUAGCUCUAUGGGAAACUAGUGUAAAACCGAGGGAGCUACCCAAGUAUAAAGAAACCCUUGAGUUCCUGCGAAAUCGUUGCUUUGUUCUCGAGCGCUGUGAAGCUAAAACAAAAACAAGAAUAGAAUCAGGCAAGACGAAGCUAUUUGCACCUGUACCAAGACCACUGCAAAGAGUACAUGCGGUGCAGCAAGCAAGUGAAGAAAUAUGCUCCAUAUGUGACGGCGUCCACAAUGUAAACAAAUGUGACGGACUAAAACGGAUGUCGAUUUCCGAUAGGAUGGCGAGGGUUAAGGAACGGCAUUUAUGUUUCAACUGUCUGAAACGUGGGCAUCGAGUUGGUCAAUGUAAAUCUCGAGCCUGCACAGUCAGCGGUUGUGGAAAAAGGCACCAUACCCUGCUACAUUUUGAGGAGUUUUCUUCGGUGCAACAAAUGCCUAACCUAACUGCGAGUGAACAAGACGAAUCUGUUCCAUCUGGGUGUUCUGUUGCUUCGAGUCCAACUGCCAGCGUUAGCACCGUGAUGUCGUCGCAACAAGUGUUUGGAAAACAAGUGUUAUUAUCAACAGCGAUUGUAGAAGUGCAAGAUUACAAGGGAUCAUAUCAUCUGUGUCGCGUCUUAUUGGACUCGGGAUCUCAAUCCAGUUUCCUAUCUGAAGGAUUGGUUCGCCAGCUGCAGUUGCAAGGAAAACAAGUCCAUGCUCCGAUAAUCGGAAUCAGCGGAGAAAAACGUGUCGUGACGAAUCAAGUUUCAGCACGAGUGAAAUCAACGCAGCAAAAAGCAUCGUGGACUCUCGAUUUCCUAGUUGUUCCACAAGUAACCGGUUGCCUACCAGCUCGUAAGCUGAAUAUUUCGAAGUGGAACUUUCCUCCAGAUGCGAGCCUAGCGGACCCCAGAUUCAACCUUCCUGCAAGGGUGGACAUGCUCAUCGGAGCUGAGCUGUUUUUUGAGCUGCGCUGCUUUGAGCUUUGA
This is a messenger RNA of Armigeres subalbatus, 1752 nucleotides long. RefSeq lists its product as uncharacterized. The record is from RefSeq and is a predicted model, not a curated record. NCBI's taxonomy places the organism in Eukaryota, Metazoa, Arthropoda, Insecta, Diptera, Culicidae. The coding region runs from base 1 to 1752 and encodes 583 amino acids. The transcript has a single exon.